CAAUCGUCCGGAAGAUUUUUUUGUCAUUGUUCUGGUGUUCUCUUGUAAAUAAUGUUGUAAAUUAGUGUUUGUAUUGAAUUAGCGUUAGAGUUUGAGUUUGUUUGUUUUAUGUAGAUAAUCUACCAGUUUAUACCAGCACAAUCAAAUGUAUGAAACCUGCUCAAAAAUGUCAUCAGCUGAUGUCUCACCAGUUACAACUCCCAGUUCUACACCAUUAAGUGGUGGUCACCCUCCAAAAUUUGGUACUGUCAUACCAAGCAGAAUAUUUGUUGGUGGAAUAGCAGCAAAUACAACGGAUGCUGAGCUAAAGCAGUAUUUCUCUGCUUUUGGAGCAGUCAAAGAUACUAAAAUAAUAACAGAUAGAGCAGGAGUUUCUAAAGGAUAUGGAUUUGUUACAUUUGAGAGUCAAGAAGAUGCAGACAGAAUAAUUAAAAAAGAGUCUGAUAAUCUUAUAUUCAAGGACAGGAAAUUAAACAUAGGCCCAGCUGUUAGAAAGCAGGGUUUGCCAAGACCUUAUGAUGCAAGUAUUCCACCUGGAUCUGUGUUAUUUACAAAUGGAGUACCCUACACUUACCAAAAUGGAAUGGCCAUUUUUCAAAGUCCUGAUGGAAACUAUCCUUUGGCACAACCCCAGUCAUAUGCAACUACAGCUGUAAUGAUUCCUCAGAACCAAGUUUAUAUGACUCCUCAAUAUCCCUAUCAACAGUUAUCUCUACAAAGUUCAUUGCAACCAGUCCCAACAAAUCCAGGCUAUAUUUGGGCAACUAUGCCAACUACCACUGAUGUCCUUUAUCAAACUCCCCAAGCUUAUCAAGGUGCUGAGCUUGCUGAUGCUACUUUCGUUGAUGGAACAACAGUGGAGACAAGCAGAUAUCCUGGGCAAUGUGAUUCCUGUAGAGCAGACAUUGGCAAACCGCAUCCACUCUCCCGUGACAGAGGUAAAUUGUACUACAGACCAGACGUCUGUAGCCACUGUGCCUGUAAUUCCUGUACAAGCCGCUGCAAAAAAUGCUGUAGCAGGUUACAAGAAACAUUAUUCUUACACAAGAAGGUCCUUUAGUAGCCCUACCAUUCUUGUGAAGCAUGGUCAUAAAGUUCAAAGAAUUAUGGUUUCAGGCACUUCACCACCAACAAUGUAUAAUGGCCAAUUACUAAGUCCCUGUAACCCAGCUGACACUGGUGAUGGUAGUGAUGCUUAUAUAAGAUAUACUCAUUUACCAGGACAUUCUACCACAAAAUGAUGUAUUUUUUAUGCAGAUUUUGUACUAAUGGAAUAGCUAGUUUCAUGAACUCAUACCUUGUUUUUGUCAUAUUCUAAAACUAAUGUAAUGCUGUAGUUACAUGUUUCACUUUUUUUUAGGGGGCUUUUCUCACAUUGCUGUAAGUGUGAUUCAAAUAAAAAAAAAAAAAAUACGAAAAGAAGGUAUGAGUAGAAAUAGUUAUUAUUGCAAGUACUCUUGAGAUGGACUGUUUAAUACAUUUCAAUAAAUGUUAAAACAUUUGA
Messenger RNA from Biomphalaria glabrata, 1504 nucleotides. RefSeq names its product protein boule-like. The record is from RefSeq and is a predicted model, not a curated record. The transcript has 11 exons. NCBI's taxonomy places the organism in Eukaryota, Metazoa, Mollusca, Gastropoda, Planorbidae. The coding region runs from base 146 to 1060 and encodes 304 amino acids. Gene Ontology annotation, molecular function: RNA binding.